This is a messenger RNA of Aureobasidium musti, 300 nucleotides long. The record is from the annotation of a GenBank genome assembly. NCBI's taxonomy places the organism in Eukaryota, Fungi, Ascomycota, Dothideomycetes, Dothideales, Saccotheciaceae.
AUGCUGUUCUUCAGUUUCUUCAAGACCCUCGUUAACACCGAGGUCACGGUGGAGCUCAAGAAUGACAUCUCAAUCCGCGGUACCCUGAAGAGCGUCGACCAGUACCUCAACAUCAAGCUUGACGACAUUACCGUUCUGGACGACCUCAAGUAUCCCCACAUGAGCUCGGUCAAGAACGUUUUCAUCAGAGGAAGCGUUGUGAGAUACGUCCAUCUCCCUGCUGCAUCUGUCGACACUCCUCUGCUGGAGGAUGCCACCAGAAGAGCCGCUCAGGCAUCGGCAAAGGCCAGACAAGGAUAG